Molecule: messenger RNA, 3968 nt
Organism: Erinaceus europaeus (western European hedgehog)
Lineage: Eukaryota; Metazoa; Chordata; Mammalia; Eulipotyphla; Erinaceidae
Gene: ABCB5
Product: ATP binding cassette subfamily B member 5
Exons: 27
Coding region: 1-3774 (1257 amino acids)
Biological process (GO): transmembrane transport
Cellular component (GO): membrane
Molecular function (GO): ATP binding; ABC-type transporter activity; ATP hydrolysis activity
Source: RefSeq, a predicted model, not a curated record
AUGGUAAAUUCUGAAAGAACUGGAAGUAUAAAAAAAGCAUCAGAGAGGAGACUAAAGCUGCAAGAUCAAUCACCUGAAGUAAGAAAGCAAGUUGUUGGACCAGUUGAAAUAUUCCGCUUUGCUGAUGGACUAGAUAUCACACUCAUGAUCCUGGGAUUACUUGCAUCAUUGGUAAAUGGAGCCUGUCUUCCUGUAAUGUCACUGAUUUUAGGAGAAAUGAGUGAUAAUCUUAUUAAUGGAUGUCUAGUCAAAACCAACACUACAAAACAUCAAAACUGUACUCAGUCUCAGGAGAAGCUGGAUGAAGGCAUUACUGUGUUGACCCUGUAUUAUGUUGGUGUUGGAGUUACUGCCUUGGUUUUUGGUUACAUGCAGAUUUCAUUUUGGGUUAUGGCUGCAGCACGGCAGACCAAGAAAAUACGAAAACAACUUUUUCAUUCAAUUAUGGCCCAGGACAUCAGCUGGUUUGAUAGCUGUGACAUUGGUGAACUUAACACUCGCAUGAUUGAUGAUAUCAACAAAAUCAAUGAUGGCAUUGGGGACAAGAUUGCUCUCCUGUUUCAAAACAUAUCUACUUUUUCAAUUGGCCUGGCAAUUGGUUUAGUGAAAGGUUGGAAACUCACCCUGGUUACUCUGUCCACCUCUCCUCUUAUAAUUGCUUCAGCAGCUAUGUUUUCUAAGAUAGUCAUCUCAUUGACCAGUAAAGAAUUAAAUGCCUAUUCCAAAGCUGGUGCUGUGGCCGAAGAAGUCUUUUCAUCAAUCCGAACAGUUGUAGCCUUUGGAGCCCAAGAGAAAGAAAUUCAAAGGUAUACACAGAAUCUAAAAGAUGCAAAGAAUGUUGGCAUAAAAAAGGCUGUAGUUUCAAAACUCUCUCUUGGUGCCGUGUACUUCUUUAUGAACGGGACUUAUGGACUUGCUUUUUGGUAUGGAACCUCCUUGAUUCUUAGUGGAGAACCUGGCUACACCAUCGGAACUGUUCUUGCUGUAUUUUUUAGUGUCAUCCAUAGUAGUUACUGCAUUGGAGCAGCAGCACCUAACUUUGAAACCUUCACUAUAGCCCGAGGAGCUGCUUUUAAUAUUUUCCAGGUUAUUGAUAAGAAACCCAAUAUAGAUAACUUUUCAACAACAGGAUAUAAGCCUGAAUUCAUAGAAGGAAUGGUGGAAUUUAAAAAUGUUUCUUUCAGUUAUCCAUCAAGACCAUCUAUCAAGAUUCUAAAAGGUCUGAAUCUCAAAAUUAAGUCUGGAGAGACAGUGGCAUUAGUUGGCCCCAAUGGCAGUGGGAAGAGUACAGCAGUUCAACUUCUACAGAGGUUGUAUGAUCCUGAAGACGGCUUUAUUACAGUGGAUGGUAAUGACAUCAAAACUUUAAAUGUUCGACACUAUCGAGAAUAUAUUGGAGUUGUCAGCCAAGAGCCUGUUUUGUUUGGGACUACCAUUAAUAACAAUAUUAAAUAUGGUCGAGAUGGCGUGACCAAUGAAGAAAUUGAGAAAGCAGCAAAGGAAGCAAAUGCUUAUGAUUUUAUAAUGGAGUUUCCCAAUAAAUUUAAUACCUUGGUUGGGGAAAAAGGAGCUCAAAUGAGUGGAGGACAGAAACAGAGAAUUGCCAUUGCUCGAGCUUUAGUUCGAAACCCCAAGAUUCUGAUCUUAGAUGAGGCUACGUCUGCCCUAGAUACAGAAAGUGAAUCAGUUGUUCAAGCUGCUCUAGAGAAGGCAAGCAAAGGUCGAACUACAAUUGUGGUAGCACACCGACUUUCCACUAUACGAAGUGCAGAUCUGAUUGUGACCAUAAAAGAUGGUAUGGUGGUGGAAAAAGGAACACACGCUGAACUUAUGGCCAAACAAGGUCUAUAUCAUUCACUUGCAGUGUCACAGGAUAUUAAAAAGACUGAUGAACAAAUGGGAUCAAUGGCAUAUUCUACUGAAAAAACUUCCAACUCAGUUCCUCUGUGCUCUAUAAAUAGUAUAAACUCGGACUUUACUGAGAAGUCUGAGGAAGCCAUUCAAUAUAAAAAGACAACUCUUCCUGAAGUUUCUCUAUUAAAAAUCUUUAAAUUAAACAAGCCUGAAUGGCCUUCUGUGGCUCUGGGGACAUUAGCUUCUGUUCUAAAUGGAACUGUCCAUCCAGUAUUUUCCAUCAUCUUUGCAAAAAUUGUAACUAUGUUUGAAAAUGAUGAUAAAGCUACAUUAAAGCAUGAUGCAGAAAUUUAUUCCAUCAUAUUUGUCAUUUUAGGUGUUAUUUGCUUUGUCAGUUUUUUCAUGCAGGGAUUAUUCUAUGGCAGAGCAGGGGAAAUUUUAACCAUGAGAUUAAGACAGUUGGCAUUUAAAGCCAUGAUAUAUCAGGAUAUUUCAUGGUUUGAUGAUAAAGAAAACAGUACAGGAUCCUUAACAACAAUACUAGCUGUAGAUAUAGCCCAAAUUCAAGGAGCAACAGGUUCAAGGGUUGGUGUCUUAACACAAAAUGCAGCUAACAUGGGACUAUCAGUUAUCAUUUCCUUUAUGUAUGGAUGGGAGAUGACACUCCUGAUCCUGAGUUUUACUCCAGUACUUGCUCUGACAGGAAUGAUUGAAACUGCAGCAAUUACUGGAUUUGCCAACAAAGACAAGCAAGAACUCAAGAGAGCUGGAAAGAUAGCAACUGAAGCUGUGGAGAAUAUACGUACUAUAGUAUCAUUAACAAGAGAAAAAGCCUUUGAGCAAAUGUAUGAAGAGACUCUUCAGACACAACACAGAAAUACCUUGAAGAAAGCACAGAUCAUUGGAAUUUGUUAUGCAUUCAGCCAUGCUUUUGUAUAUUUUGCCUAUGCAGCAGGGUUUCGAUUUGGAGCCUAUUUAAUUCAAGCUGGACGAAUGACCCCAGAAGGCAUGUUCAUAGUUUUUACUGCAAUUGCAUAUGGAGCUAUGGCCAUGGGAGAAACCCUUGUUUUGGCACCUGAAUAUUCCAAAGCCAAAUCUGGUGCUGCCCAUCUGUUUGCUUUAUUGGAAAAGAAACCAACUAUACACAGCUACAGUCAAGAAGGAAAAAAAUCAAACAUAUGUGAAGGUAAAAUAGAAUUUCGAGAGGUCUCUUUCUUCUAUCCGUGUCGCCCAGAUGUUCUCAUCCUACGUGAUUUGUCCCUCAGUAUUGAGAAAGGGAAGACGGUAGCAUUUGUUGGGAGCAGUGGUUGUGGGAAAAGCACUUCUGUCCAACUUCUGCAGAGGUUUUAUGACCCUGUGAAAGGACAAGUGCUGUUUGAUGGUGUGGAUGCAAAGGAAUUGAACAUACAGUGGCUUCGCUCCCAAAUAGCAAUUGUUUCUCAAGAACCUGUGCUCUUCAACUGCAGCAUUGCAGAGAACAUUGCCUAUGGUGAUAAUAGCCGUGUUGUGCCAUUAGAUGAGAUAAAAGAAGUAGCAAAUGCAGCAAACAUCCAUUCUUUUAUUGAAAGUCUCCCUGAGAAAUACGACACACAAGUUGGACUAAAAGGAACACAGCUUUCUGGUGGCCAGAAACAAAGACUAGCUAUUGCAAGGGCUCUUCUCCGAAAACCAAAGAUUUUACUAUUGGAUGAGGCAACUUCAGCCCUUGAUAAUGAAAGUGAAAAGGUGGUUCAACAUGCCCUUGAUAAAGCCAGUAAGGAGAGAACAUGCCUAGUGGUUACACACAAACUUUCCACAAUACAGAAUGCAGAUUUGAUAGUGGUUCUGCACAAUGGAAAAAUAAAGGAACGGGGAACUCACCAAGAGCUACUGAGAAAUCGAGACAUGUAUUUUAAAUUAGUAAAUGCACAAUCAGUGUAGUGGUGUUGUUGAAAUGAACACAUAUUUUGAUUUUAUCUAAUGCAAAGAAAGUAUACAUAAUAAUAAUUUGCCAACUGUGAUCUCUUUCAUGCAUGUAUCAAUACUUAGAAUCAUAUUGUUCAAGUACAGAAUCAGUUUACGCUAUCACUUGUUUGAAAGGAAACAAAAAUUCCCUAAAUUCAUAUGAGUGAGAU